UGUGUCCUCGCCGGCGGCAGGGCGGAGCCGAAACGCACUGGGGCCCUCAGUGUCGCGCUGAAGCGCCAGGUUUCCGGCACGAGCGGGAACGACAGUCCCAGAGCUCCUCGCGACAGGCGCGGAAGCCGGCGGCGGCCGUCCGGGACUCCGGUCCCGGCCGGUGCGCAGACCCCGGGGCGUGUCACGCCCGCGCGAGGGAAGGGCCGGCUCUCUGGCCGCCGGCCGCCUCGGCCAAAGCGCGCUCCAGCGCGGGCGUUUCUUAGUUUUGCGCCGGGGACGGGCGCCUCGUGUCGGGAGACAGUAGCCACGGGAAGAGUUGGAGGCGUGUCUCCCACCGGGCUGUGGGUGCACCGGGCGCGGGGCCCCACCUGUGACCCGGCAGCUUCGUUUGUGCCUUACUCCGUGUGGGGCCUCGGCGUGUGUAACUGUCACUUAGUCGUCUCGGGGACCCUUUGUAGAGCACACAUCGGGACCGUGGAAUUGAAAGGGAGUGGUUAGACCGUCUUUGAUCUCACAUUCAAAGUGGCCAGCAUCAUCACCCCAUUUUCUCACCUACAAACCCAGCUGGGACGGUGCCGCAGCGUGAAGGAGUUUGAGAAGCUGAACCGCAUUGGGGAAGGCACCUACGGCAUUGUGUAUAGGGCCCGGGAUACCCAAACGGAUGAGAUUGUCGCCCUGAAGAAAGUGCGGAUGGACAAGGAGAAGGACGGGGUCCCCAUCAGCAGCCUUCGAGAGAUCACGCUGCUCCUUCGCCUCCGCCAUCCGAACAUCGUGGAGCUGAAGGAGGUGGUGGUGGGGAACCACCUGGAGAGCAUCUUCCUGGUGAUGGGUUACUGUGAGCAGGACCUGGCCAGCCUUCUGGAGAACAUGCCGACACCCUUCUCUGAGGCCCAGGUCAAGUGCAUCGUGCUGCAGGUGCUCCGGGGCCUCCAGUACCUGCACCGGAACUUCAUCAUCCACAGUACUGACCCAGUGCCAGUUGAUGUUGCCCAGUAUGCAGGAGAGCAGCAGGCGCAGCCUCGAGGCAGUAGAGGUUCUGUAACUGCUCCUGGGGGUCGGUCCAGGACCAGGGAUCUGAAGGUCUCCAACUUGCUCAUGACGGAUAAGGGCUGCGUGAAGACAGCGGAUUUCGGCCUGGCCCGGGCCUAUGGCAUCCCGGUGAAGCCAAUGACCCCCAAGGUGGUCACCCUCUGGUACCGAGCCCCUGAACUGCUGCUGGGGACCACCACGCAGACCACCAGCAUCGACAUGUGGGCCGUGGGCUGCAUCCUGGCCGAGCUGCUGGCCCAUAAGCCCCUUCUCCCCGGCACUUCCGAGAUCCACCAGGUGGACCUGAUCGUACAGCUGCUGGGGACGCCCAGUGAGAACAUCUGGCCGGGCUUCUCCCAGCUGCCACUGGUCAGCCAGUACAGUCUGAGGAAGCAGCCCUACAACAACCUGAAGCACAAGUUCCCGUGGCUCUCGGAGGCCGGCCUGCGCCUGCUGAACCUUCUCUUCAUGUACGACCCCAAGAAAAGGGCGACGGCCGGCGACUGCCUGGAGAGCUCCUACUUCAAGGAGAAGCCCCUGCCCUGCGAGCCGGAGCUCAUGCCCACCUUCCCCCACCACCGCAACAAGCGUGCUGCCCCGGCCACGUCCUCCGGCGCUGAGAGCCAGAGCCGGCGCUGCAAGCCCUGAGGGCGGGGGCCCCGGGGCCCGGCCUGCCGCCCGGCCAGGACCAACCAGCUGCUCCAGCUGACUGCACCGCUUCCUGCACCUCCUCUGCCCACCGCUGCCCCAGAACGGCAGGGUGGGGACACGGGGGGAUGCCAGUGGGUGCGCCCUGCAGGCCCAGACACCCUGAGGCUGGCCUGCCAGGCGCUACCUGGUGGCUCUGUUGUCUCGUGGCUCUGCCAUCUGGUGGCUGGGCUGGGUCCACCUGUUGCCAAGCCCUCAGACACUCACUUCCCAGGAGGAAACUUGGCUGGGCCCAUCUCAGGAGGUCUCUCUGGCUUGGGACGAGCCGAUCCCACAUGGUCACUUUUGUCCCCACUUGAUCCCCAGGGUCUGCCUGGGAAGGGAGAGGCUACGGUGACCCCCCGCUGGGGCUGCAGGACUCAGUGGGAAGGAGGGGUGGGGGGUGGGGCGCAGCCAGCUUGGUGGACUGGAGUCUGGGCGGCUCUGAGCCCACCAGAGGGACGGCCUUGGGUUGGGGGCUGUGCCCUGUCCCCACUCCCCACUGAGCCCCCUGGGGAGGGGCAUGGUUGGGCCUCGGAGAGAUAAAUGCUUUCCUCACA
This is a messenger RNA of Balaenoptera musculus (blue whale), 2276 nucleotides long. It is a transcript of the gene CDK10, whose product is annotated as cyclin dependent kinase 10. Gene Ontology annotation, cellular component: nucleus. Bases 691 to 1677 code for a protein of 328 amino acids. The record is from RefSeq and is a predicted model, not a curated record. The transcript has 15 exons. Gene Ontology annotation, molecular function: ATP binding; cyclin-dependent protein serine/threonine kinase activity. NCBI's taxonomy places the organism in Eukaryota, Metazoa, Chordata, Mammalia, Artiodactyla, Balaenopteridae. Gene Ontology annotation, biological process: protein phosphorylation; regulation of mitotic cell cycle.